Molecule: messenger RNA, 2508 nt
Organism: Striga hermonthica
Lineage: Eukaryota; Viridiplantae; Streptophyta; Magnoliopsida; Lamiales; Orobanchaceae
Source: the annotation of a GenBank genome assembly
AUGGGGGAGCUUGGGGUGGCGAAUCCAAAAGGCAACGACCCGUCGAAGGAGGCGCGCGAGGGUUUCGGGUCGGGGUGGAGAUCUCGUUCGCCGCCUGAUCUGGGUUCGAUUAAGGCAGAGUGUUUGACAGCGGCGGAGGAAGCCGCGGAACAAGUGUUGGACUGCGUGCACCCCACGCUUGACUCUGAGGAGAAACGACGAGACGUCGUUGAUUACGUUCAACAACUCGUCCAAAACCGUCUUAAUUGCGAGGUAGUUUCCUAUGGUUCAGUUCCACUCAAGACAUACCUACCUGACGGUGAUAUUGACUUGACUGUCCUCAAAGGCCCGAAUGCUGUUGAAUCUUUGGCCCACGAUGUCCUAGCUCUUUUACAGGAUGAAGAGCGGAAUGAAAAUGCAGAAUUCCAAGUAAAGGAAACACAAUUUAUUGAUGCUGAGGUAGUUAAACUUGUGAAAUGCUUUGUGAGGAACUUUGUAAUUGAUAUAUCCUUCAAUCAGUUAGGUGGACUUUCUACACUGUGUUUCCUCGAGCAGGUAGAUCGCCUUAUUGGGAGAGAUCAUCUCUUUAAACGAAGCAUUAUCCUAAUUAAGACUUGGUGCUAUUAUGAGAGUCGUAUCCUUGGUGCUCACCAUGGUUUAAUUUCUACAUAUGCCUUGGAGAUACUUGUUCUAUACAUAUUCAAUCAUUUCCAUUUAUCACUAUGUGGCCCUUUAUAUGCACUCUACAAAUUUUUGGAUUACUAUAGCCAAUUUGAUUGGGAUAAUUAUUGCAUCAGUUUGAAAGGUCCAGUUUGUAAAGCGUCCCUACCUGAUAUUGUCGUCAAGAUGCCUGAAGGUGGGAGGAAUCAUCUGUUGCUUAGUGAAGAAUUUCUGGAGAACUGUUUGGAAUUGUUCUCAGUUCCUUCAAGGGGGCUCAAGGCAAACUCACGAGCAUUUCAGCCAAAACAUCUUAAUAUAAUUGAUCCCCUCAAGGGAAAUAAUAAUCUUGGGCGCAGUGUUCACAGAGGUAAUUUCUACCGUAUACAGAGUGCAUUCAAAUUCGGGGCACACAAGCUCGGUCAAGUUCUUUUACAACCAAGAGCUAAAGUUGCUGAUGAGAUCUUCAAAUUUUUCACCAACACUCGUUCAAGGCAUGAACGCCAGUAUAAAAGUGGCAGUAGACAUUUGGCCUUUGAUUUUGGUGAUGAAGAGUCUUUCACCGAGUCUUUACCAUCCCAAGUCGAAUCAUUUUCUGAGGAGGACGACGAAAUGUUUCUAAAUUCAAUUGCCUCUGAAUUUGAUGACAUUAGUGUUAGCAUCGGACAUAUUAUGCCUAGUUUGGAUUUGAGGAAUGAAAUGGUAGACACACACUCAGUAGGUGAAGUUUCUCCCGAGAUGGUAUCUGAGGCUUGUUAUUCUGCAGACAGUGUUUUUGUUUCGAGAUAUCAUCUCUUGGGGCCCAGAUAUGGCUUUGCUACAUCCAACUCAAGCAGCAAUUACAGUGCGUCUCUUUCCGAUAACUAUUUCCACAAUCCACAUUCCAAAUGCUCGACCGAAAACGGAAGCUCGGAGCCACAACAGUCUGAUUUACCAUCUACUGACUCGGACAAGUUUGGGACCAUUUCGUGGAUGGACAACAAAAGUACUUGUCGAUGGUGUGUUGACAAUUGUGGGGCUGCCUGCUUGAAAGAUACGUAUUUCGAUUUUAUAGAAAACGACACUGCAAGCAUUGAAGGGGACUCGGAGGCCUUCAAUCCCUUGGCCGACCUAAGUGGAGAUUAUGACGGCAAUAUUAGAAGUUUGCUACGUGGUCAAUUAUGCCAUGGGUUUUCUUUGUCCUCAAGUGCCAAGAGCAACUGCUCGUCUUCUCCCAUAAUCCAGAAUAGAAAGCCACCGGAUGACGUUCGUCAAUCGACGCCUCUUACAAUGAAUAAUUGUAGUAAUAAUAAUAUACUUUCUCGGACGAGUUCCCACAUAGUAUCAACCGAUUCUCAACUUUCGGGCAGUACCUUCCAUUUUGAUGGGAAACAGAAAGCACGAGGAAUUGGAACCUACUUUCCUAAUAUGAAUGUUGUGCGCAUGGAAAGGUCUUCAUACGGGAGGGGGAAGAGUAAGGCACCGAGUAACGAGAAUAACUUCCAUCGGGAGGGUCAUGCUAAUGGCAUAUAUCCAGCUGGCACGACGAAGCCUUUUGAAAAAUAUGGUGGUUAUGAAGUUUUGCCCGCACGGAAAAGAUAUUAUGGACGUAAGAGGAGAUCAGAUGUCAUGAGGUCCUCCCAGUCUAAUAAUUAUUCUGUUGGUUGUGGGAAUCAAGAAAAUGGCUGUUUAAGUGCGUUGAGCAGAAUCGAAUUUGGGUCUAUUGGUAACUUAAGCAAAAAGGUGAUUUCACUUCCGGCUCACAUUAGUGGCUCGCCAAAGGGUGCAUCCCUGAAAACGCAUGGUUCGUCAGCAGUUUUGUUUCGACAAAGGGUUGCAGGGCAGUCAAUUCGCCUAAAGAACGAAGCUGAAUUCCCUCCACUGUGCCAAUAG